Messenger RNA from Entelurus aequoreus (snake pipefish), 5404 nucleotides. RefSeq names its product cilia- and flagella-associated protein 44-like. Lineage: Eukaryota; Metazoa; Chordata; Actinopteri; Syngnathiformes; Syngnathidae. Bases 1 to 5238 code for a protein of 1745 amino acids. The transcript has 34 exons. Gene Ontology annotation, molecular function: protein binding. The record is from RefSeq and is a predicted model, not a curated record.
AUGGGCAUCUACGUCAACUAUAUGAUUUGCCUGGGGGAAGAGCAUCAGCAUUCAGUGAUGGCUACUGAGGAGAAACAACUUGACAUGUACUACGAAUAUGAGGAGCUUUAUUCUCGACCGUACAUUACACUUGGUUCUGACAUCCCAGAGAACCUCCUCCACCUCAAUCACUCGUUUGGCUACGACUGUCAGCGCAGAGAAAACCUGCAGCUGCUGGACGAUACAACACUGAUCUAUGUAGCUGGUCAUCUGCUCAUCCUGCUGGAUGUUUCCACCAAGCAGCAGAGAUACCUGCGCUCCUGCAGUGGUGGAGGAAUCGGCGCAAUCAGGGUAAACCCAAGCAGAGAGUAUUUUGCUGUGGCAGAGAAGGGAGUCAAGCCCCUCUUGAUAGUAUAUGAAUACCCUUCAAUAAAAACAUACCGCAUCCUCAGAGAUGGCACAGAUCUUGCAUACAGCUCUGUCAACUUUAACAUUGACGGUAGUCUCCUGGCCAGCCUGGGCAGUGCACCUGACUACAUGUUGACAGUGUGGAACUGGAGGCAAGAGGAAGUGAUGCUCAGGUGCAAAGCCAUUUCUCAGGAGGUCUACAAAGUCAGCUUCUCCCCGUACAACCCUGGACUACUGACGUCAUCGGGAUCGGGACACAUCAAGUUCUGGAAAAUGGCCGACACAUUUACAGGACUCAAACUAGAGGGGCUUGUGGGACAUUUCGGAAAAACAGCAGCUACUGACAUUGAAGGCUACAUGGAACUCCCAGAUGGAAAGGUGGUCUCUGGCUCAAACUGGGGCAACCUGCUGCUGUGGGAUGGCAACGGCAUCAAAGUGGAGCUCUGCAGCAAGGGAGGACAGUGUUGUCACGCAGGGUCUGUCCAGCCCUUUUCCUUGGAGGAUGGCCAGCUGAUGACUUUUGGCUCCGAUGGAGCGAUCCGGGGCUGGGACUUUGAGACCAUUGACAGCGCUGACAGCAUCGGCAAUAGCAGCAAGUUUGAGAUGAAGCCCAUAAACGAGUUGGUGGUUGGACACCACGUCUGCUUGUCGUCAAUAGUGAAAAGCUCCCAACAUGACUCGACUAUUUGGUUUGCUCAGGAUUCCACCGGAGCCAUUUGGAAACUGGAUCUUUCUUUCAAAUAUACAACUCCAGAUCCCGAGUGCCUCUUUUCCUUCCACAGUGGGCCAAUCAAGGGUCUGGAUGUGUCAAAACAAAGUCAUCUCAUGGCCACAACUGCUCUAGACCGUUCUGUCAGAGUCUUUGACUUUCUGGCAAAAACAGAACUGACCUGUAGCCGCUUCAGUCAGGGUGGAACUGCCCUCCACUGGGCGCCCCCUUCGGUGAACCAGACUGGAGGUUUGCUGGUGACCGGCUUUGAGGAUGGAGUGGUCCGCUUACUGGAACUUUUUGACCCCGCGGGGAUGCACAGCUCCAGGGGAGAUGAAGCCCAGCUGCGGCUCAGACAGGCCUUUAAGCCUCAUAACGCUUCUGUAACUGCUGUGGCGUAUGAAUGCAAUGGAAGAAUAUUAGCCACCGGGAGCUCAGACUGCACUGUGUUCUUCUUCGCUGUCGGGGAAAAGUAUGAGCCCAUUGGUUUUAUCUCUGUUCCCGGAUCAGUAAAGGUACUGGAAUGGUCACCUCGUUCCCAUAAUGUAAACAGGUUGUUGAUCGGGUGCCAAAGCGGUCAUAUUGUGGAGGUACCUUGUCCUGAUUCAAAAACCCUGAAGCUGACCAAAUCCUACGAACUGCUUGAACUGCCGAGGAGAUCCUUCUGCUUCAAGAGCAUCAAAUCUCGAAUCAAGAGAGAGGAGGAACAAGCAAGGCGACAAGCUUUAAAGGAGAAGCUACAAAAGAAUGAAAAUCGAACCACAGUGGAGAAGGAAGAGGACUUGCCUUCCAUCUAUAUCCCUAACCCUCCUAGUCCUCUCCACUGGGGGUUCUAUUCCCAGCCUGGUCAGUUCUGGCUCUCUAUGGGAGGAUUUGACUCCGGUUUCUUGUACCACUGUAAGUUCUCAGAGAAAAAGGAUGAGGACUCAGACCAGGAUGAGCCGUUUGACUUCAUCAAGGUCCACAAUGCCAAUGAUGACUCUAUAUGUUCCGUCACCUUCAGCGCCAACAGGAAGCUGAUGCUGUGUGGCAUGCACUCAGGCGCCAUCAGAGUUUAUCCUCUGGACCCUGACGAUUACUCCCUAACCUCCAUGCGAGCGUGCUGGGAACUGUGUAUCCACGAUAGCAAUUAUGGACACCUGCGGAACAUCUGCUGCAGCCAUGACGACCGUUUUGUGCUGACGGCAGGAGACGAUGGAAAUAUUUUCUCUUUCAGCCUGCUUCCUCAGGAGGAGCGGCAGAACAACUUCCAGAGAAAAAGAGCGGAGGUUCCUUCGACGAGGGUGGAUCUCGAGAAUGAGGCGUUAGCUCAAGACAUCGAUGACCCAGCAGCCUACAGCAUAGAGACGGCAAAACAGAAGCUGGAGCAAGACCGUCAGUGUCGGGAAGCAGAGAGGAAGAAAACUGACAAGCGAAAAAGGCUCAGAGAGAUCAGGGAACGGUUUAAGAAAUUGCUGAAGGAGAACCAGGAUCUGCCGGGACAUGUCCGGCUGACACCCACGGAAUUGCAGCUGGACCAACGUUUCGAAGAACUGGCUGAGAUAGAGAAGGCUGUGAAAUUAAGAGAAGUCCGAGACCAGAUGAGCUGGGAAGAGGAGUACUCCCAUGUAGCACUUAUCAAACUACAGACCUGGUUCAAUGGCUCCUCAGAGUCUGACAGACUCACUGUGUUUGCCAUCCACACUGGUCACAAUGUUUCUACCUACCAUAUUCCGGCACUUUCUUCAAUGCACGUCCAACAGCAAUGCAGAUCCGCAGAGUCCCACGGGAAUGAAACUGCUCAAAGCGAACGUCGAAAAUCUAAAGACCAACCUGUAAAAGACAGCAGCGAAACAGACGAGGAAGAUGUGCCUCACAGCCUGGUGACUCGUUCUUCGAGGAUAAAGCUGGCAGAUCGGCAAAUCGAACGGCUCCAAAAGGCUGCAGAGAAAGCUAAACAAGCGCAGGCCAAGAUUGAGAAGAGGAAGCAGGAAUGGGAUCAACUUUAUGCAGAGAAGCCGAAGAAGAACUGUGAAGAUCCACAAGAUGUGAAGGCUAUCAUUGAAGCCAAAGAGAACAUUGGAGACUUGAAACUUAAGACGGAUGAAAACUUCACUGUACCAAAACACCUGCGAAUGAGUGCAGACAGAAAGAAAUCUGAGAUGACAGACCUGGAGAACAAUAUACGUGAGAAACAGACUGAGCUAAACAGAGAGAUCUGGGCUUUGCGGGAUUCAAAACUUUGCCUCUUAUCAAAAUUACGGGCAACAGCUCAGCAGCUCGAGAGGGUCCAGAGCCUUCUGCCACCCCAUCUCCACCGCUGUCCACCCCACCUGCCCACUAUAAGACCGGAGGAAAUCCCAGACAAGAGGCAGCGAUGCAACCCAGCCACCUUGGACAGAUACAGGGUGCUGAGGGAGCAGAGGUUUCAGUGUACAGACCUGGAGAAUCAGGAGGUAGGUUUGCUCAAGGAACUAGAGAAAGAAGUGGAAGAAGUCGAGGAAAUUGGAAUAUUGUCAUCUCUAGCCAUCGAAGAAGAACAAGAAAAAGAGCCUACAGGAGAGCAAGAAGAACAUCUGUGCGAGGCGAACAAGGAGAGUAAAUUUCUCCACAUACAGGACUCUCUCUUAGAAAAGAUGGAAAGCUCGGUGCAUCAGUUUGACAAGGAGCACCUGAUGUGUCUCAAGAAGGUCCAGAUGCUGGACUGGAAGCUGAAACUUGGCGACCUUCAUCAGCUGACGCUCUACCAGGAACUGCUGCUCCUCAAGGAGGUGGACAAGAGUGAGAAAGCGUUGCAAGAGAAGCUGAACAUGCAUCUCAAAGAGGAGAACAAUUUGAUGUCUAAGCUGGAAGAGUGCCGGGAGGAGCUCGAAUUUAAGCACAGAGACAUAGCCAAGGUGCAGGAGAGAGACAGGGCUGUUUCCAAAGCCUUUCGGGCCUCUUUGGGUGACGACAAGAAGUUUGAAGAGUAUCUCCUCAAAGUUUUCAAGAAGAAAAUCAAACGUGCUAAACAGAAGGAGCCGGUAGGAAACACAGAAGGGGACCAUGACAGCGGUGAAGACUUUGAUGAUUAUGAAAACUGGGAUGAUGAUGAUGAUGAGGAGGAUUGGGAUGCACCGGAGGGAGAAGCUGCUGUAGAAGAAUGCCCUCAAGACUGUGACCCAAAGUUGUUUGAGCACGUACUGCAGCUGCGUGAACGCCGACUGGACCUGGAAGAACGGCUGGCAGAGGAGAAAAAGAGGGCCGACGUUCUGGAGAGAGAAUGUGACACGCUUAUUAAGAAGCUAAAAUUAGUGCAGAACAGUCGCAAGGCAGCAGAAGAAAACUUGGAGAAAGUUAACAGGGAAAAACAGCAGAAAAUGAACCAACUAGAUGUUGUGGUUCCCCUUCGGCUGCAUCAGAUUGAGUUUGAUAUCAACGGUCCUCUGCCUUUGGAUCUCAGCCGAGCGUUGGUGCUCAAUAGGAAGGAGCUGCAACAUCUGCAGGAGCGAGUGGUUCAGUUGGAGGUGGAAAAGAGCCAGCAGAGAGAAGUCUACAGUCAAGCUCGUCAGCAGUAUGCCAGGCUGGUUCAAGAACGCAAGGACAUGAACGCUGAGAUCCAGAUGUUGGAGAAGCAAUGCAACCAGCUUAUGAUGAGGAGGUUUGGGAGGGAGGUGGAUCUGGAGGUUCUGCAGACGCUGUCGGGGAACAGGUCGGUUGAGGAGCUGAAGCAGGAAAAACUCCUUCAAGAAGCCGCAAGUGCCGAAGAAAUCAAACAGUGGGAUAUGAAAGUAGAAAAGGCCCGUGACGCUCUGAUGACGAUGACAAGGAGCAACACCGAGCGCCUCCUUCGCUUGAAUCGGCUCUUCGAGCAGAAGAAAGAACUGGAGCAGAAACUUGACGCAAGGCAGAAGGAAAUUGGUAAACAGCUUCAAGACUGCAGCAGGCGCACGGAAAGAAAUGAAGUGUGGCGUCUUCAAGAGCUAGUGAGAAAACAGUCCCAGCAGUUGGAGAGCCUGAGCACAGGUGUCAACCUUCUCUCCCAUAAAGGAGGUCGCGUCCUGUCGAGCGGCCAGAACCUGCUGCCUCCCCUUGUGCCUUUGAGCAAGCCCACUGUGCAGACACACAGCAGCAACGCAGGUAGACCACAUUUGAGCAGGAGAGGCAGGAAGGCUUGUAACUGAGUGGAGGUUUAUUCACUAUACCAGGGGUCGGCAACCCAAAAUGUGGAAAGAGCCAUAUUGGACCAAAAAUACAAAAACAAAUCUGUCUGGAGCCGCAACAAAUUAAAAGCCAUAUUACAUACACAUAGUGUGUCAUGAGAUAUAAAUUGAAUUAAGAGGACUUAAA